CAGGAAGAAAUUCAGAGCCGUUUGGGGGAUCUCAAGAAACAAAGGGAAGAGCUUCUGGGAUUGAAACGGGCAGGAAGGAGAAGGAGUCUGGAGUAUCUGAAACAGACGCAAGCGGAGAGGCGGAAGAUUGCAUCUGAAUUUCAGAGACUGCAUCAGUUCCUGGAGGAACAAGAGCAACUCCUGCUGGCUCGACUGGGAGAUGUGGACAGGCAGAUUGCCAGGAGGCAUAAGGAAAAUGCCACCAAACUUGCUGGAGAGAUUUCACUUCUGAAUGUCCUGAUCACUGACGCAGAGAGGAAGUGCCAGCAGCCAGCGACUGAAUUCCUGAAGGAUGUGAGAAAUACCUGGAGCAGGUGUAACAAGCUGCAUUCACAGAAGCCGACAGAGACUUUUCUCGAACUGGAAAGGAAGCUCAGUGCUUUUUCUCAUCACACUGUCGCCCUCAGGGAGACUUUGAGGAAAUGUCAAGACACCCUGACAUCGCACCUGGACAAAGAUUGGGAAAAAUCUCCAGGAACCGAUGGGAAAACAAACGUGACCCUGGAUCCAGACACCGCCAAUCCGUGGCUCCUCUUGUCUGCGGACCAGAAGUGCGUUAGCUGGGUGGCCGCGCGGCAGGAUCUGCCUGUCCGGCACCAGAGGUUUUACUCUUCUCGCUGUGUGCUGGGCUGUCAAGGCUUCACCUCGGGGAGACGCUCCUGGGAGGUGGAGCCAGGGCUUUCUGGGGCCUGGGCUGUGGGGGUCUCCAGAGCCUCUGUGGGCAGGAAGGGGUGGGUGAAUUUUUGCCCUGAGGAGGGGAUCUGGGCUGUGGGGCUCAGCGGGGAUCAGUACCGGGCUUUCACCUCCCCUGUAGCUCCCCUGUCUCUGAACCAUGUCCCCGAGAGGAUCUGCAUCUCGGUGGACUAUGAAAAGGGCCGGGUGGCAUUUUCCAGUGCUGAUCACACAGACCCAAUCUUCACUUUCCCAGAAGCUUAUUUCAGUGGGGAGAAAAUCUUCCCUUUCUUCUGGGUGGGGAGAGGAUCCUGGCUCAGGUUGUGUCCCUGAGGCCCCGGGUAAUAACCCUAAGGAAGUUUCUAAAAUGGGAUUUGCCUAAUUGUAUUUUGUUUGGGUGGAUUUUAAAUUGGUGGAUGUGGCGUUAGCUCCAUACUGAGCCCUUGUGAAAAUGUGAAGCUGGUCUUUAUUGCAGCAGAGGGCUCCCCUGUUCCCAUAUAGCACCUGGUCUAAACAGUGUAAAGGGUGUGUGAGCCCCCGUGUCGCUGUAGUGAGGAACAGGAGAGAAAAGCCGA
Molecule: messenger RNA, 1286 nt
Organism: Alligator sinensis (Chinese alligator)
Lineage: Eukaryota; Metazoa; Chordata; Crocodylia; Alligatoridae
Product: E3 ubiquitin-protein ligase TRIM7-like
Exons: 6
Molecular function (GO): protein binding
Source: RefSeq, a predicted model, not a curated record